AUACAAAGAACAAUCAUGAAGACCAUCAUCGUACUAGUGGUAGCCAUUGCGGCCAUUGCCUAUGCUCAAGAUAAGUACACCACCAAGUAUGAUAACAUUGAUUUGGACCAGAUCCUGAAGAGUGACAGGCUCCUCAACAACUACGUCAACUGUCUCUUGGAUAAGGGCAACUGCAGUCCAGAUGGUGCCGAACUUAAAAAGGUUUUGCCAGACGCUUUGAACACCGAAUGUGCCAAAUGUAGCGACAAACAAAAGGCUGGAAGCAGGAAGAUCAUUCACUACUUGAUCGACAACAAACGUGACUUGUGGAACCAACUCGAAGCUAAAUAUGACAAAGAUGGCCACUACAGGAAGAAGUACGAAAGCGAAGCUCAAAGAGAAGGAAUCAGAUUAUAAAUAGAUUUAAGAUAAUAUUUAUGUUAGUAUAAUUUCAUGCAUCAAAUAAAGCAAUAACAUAACA
Aethina tumida (small hive beetle) is the source of this 460-nucleotide messenger RNA. RefSeq names its product ejaculatory bulb-specific protein 3. The transcript is spliced from 2 exons. The record is from RefSeq and is a predicted model, not a curated record. Bases 16 to 396 code for a protein of 126 amino acids. Lineage: Eukaryota; Metazoa; Arthropoda; Insecta; Coleoptera; Nitidulidae.